AUGCCCGAGCUUCCCGAGGUCGAAAAAGCUCGUCGCCUGGUGCACGACCUCGCGAUCGGAUCCCCGAUCUCGCGCGUCCAUCGACCCAUCAUCGACGACAAAGUUUUUGUCGACGUCGCAUCGGGACAGUUUGAGCGCGCGCUCUCGGGACGGAAAAUCACCCACAGUAAGCGCCACGGUAAGCAGUUGUGGUGGCAGCUCGACGGGAACGACGCGCUCGUUCCGUGCUUUCACUUCGGGAUGACGGGGGCGUUCGUGGCGCGAGGAAUCGAUGGGAUUCAGUAUUACAAUAGCAAGGCGAGCGGAACGGGCGACUGGCCGCCGCGGUUCGCCAAGCUCGUCGUCGCGUUCGAGAACGGCGUCGAGCUCGCGUUCGUAGACCCGAGAAGGUUUGGAAAGAUCAAACUCGUCGCGGACGUCGCGGAGGUGAUCGGCCAACUCGGGCCGGAUCCGCUGUUGGAGAUGCCGAACGAGGAGGCGUUCGCGGCGCUAUGGCGACGAAGGAGCGCGCCGAUAAAGACGGCCAUCAUGGACCAGAAGGUGAUCGCUGGGAUAGGGAAUUGGAUGGCGGACGAAAUUUUAUACCGAGCGCGAGUGCAUCCGGAGACUCGAGCGAACGAGUUGAGCUCGACGCAGCUCGAAGCGAUUAGAUUUCGCGUCACAGAAGUCGUCAAAGUAGCGUGCGAGGCAAACUCUGACCACGAUUUGUUUCCAGACGACUGGUUGUUCCACCAUCGCUGGGGGAAAACCGGCGGAGCGAAAGUCAACGGAGACGCGAUUAAGUUCAUCGAAGUCGGCGGUCGCACCACCGCCUUCGUGCCCAAACUUCAG
Ostreococcus lucimarinus CCE9901 is the source of this 831-nucleotide messenger RNA. RefSeq lists its product with no specific name. The annotation marks the transcript as partial. Gene Ontology annotation, cellular component: nucleus. Gene Ontology annotation, biological process: base-excision repair. Gene Ontology annotation, molecular function: damaged DNA binding; zinc ion binding; DNA N-glycosylase activity. The transcript is spliced from 2 exons. Lineage: Eukaryota; Viridiplantae; Chlorophyta; Mamiellophyceae; Mamiellales; Bathycoccaceae. The record is from RefSeq and is a predicted model, not a curated record.